Messenger RNA from Fomitopsis serialis, 474 nucleotides. RefSeq lists its product as uncharacterized. Lineage: Eukaryota; Fungi; Basidiomycota; Agaricomycetes; Polyporales; Fomitopsidaceae. The record is from RefSeq and is a predicted model, not a curated record. Gene Ontology annotation, molecular function: protein-folding chaperone binding. The annotation marks the transcript as partial. The transcript has a single exon.
GUCCCCAUCCGCACGCCGUCGCCGAAGGCGCAACCCCCCCAGGCGACGCCCGAGCAACACGUCGCAGCGCACAAGAUCCAAGAGGCCUACCGCACGCACGCCGCGCGCACCGCCGCGCUCCGCACGAUCGACGAGUACCGCACCAAGUUCACGCAGCUCAAGGCGGGCUUCCGCUUCCCAUCUAGCUUGGACUUCGCCUUGGCACCGGGCGCGCACGACCACGUCUCCGUGCCGCCCGACCCCGCGGCCCUGUCCGCGCUCGUCCUUGCAGACGGCGCGAGCGUCGAGGAGGGCAGGAGCCGCCGCCCGCAGCUCGCGUACACGUCGCGGAACGCGGUGGUGCACGGGUACCUCGAGGAGCUGAGCCAGCUGUUGGGCAGGCUGGACGCGGUGGAGAGUGGCGGGGAUAGGGAGGUGAGGGAGCGGAGGAAGACGCUCGUGAGGGAGGUCGAGGCGGAGGCGGAGAGGGUCGAG